GUAGUUGUAUCGCAUAAUUUGUGAUGUUUGUUGGUUCUUGUGUUGAUAAGUGAUCGAAUUUGAAUUUGUUUGUGUUUCAGGUAAUACAUAGUAAAAUACACGACUUUAAUACUAACUGGAAUUACCAGCAAAUUUGAAUCAUCAUAGGAAACAAUAGUUGGAACAAGUUGAAUAAAUACCCCAGUGCUCUACUAUAAGGUUACAGUGAGAAACCUUACAUUCCUCUCAACAGGCAUACUUCUGAUCAUUAUGGAAAGGGAUAUAGAGCAAUUAAAUGCAGCUUUGAAUGUUAUUAAAGUUUUGAGGUCCAAUGUGCGAAGUGUUUUUGAGUCUGUCAGCAACGGCUUAAGAGCAGACCAUGGAGAAGAUGGUGCAUUCACUCUUGAACUUCAAGAAUUCCUGACAACAGUGAAUAAUAAUUUGAGUGAUGUGGACAGUUCUGUUGCCAACAUAACCCCACCUCCAGGUGCUUUAAGUUUAGGAAAUACAGCAUUUCUAAGUCAAGAAACUACUCAAAAAAGACAAGCCCUCUAUGGACAAUUAGUUGAUAGCCACAGUUGGACUGAUAAGAUACGGGAAUAUAGUGCAGUUGCUGGAAACAUUCUUUCUGCCAACUCCUUUAAUAAAACCUACAAUACAUUGAGUACAACAAAAAGAAGAAAAACCCAAACCAGCAAUCAUGAUGUACCUCCAGAGGUGAUUGAAAAUUUAAUAACCAGUAUAGACAGACUUCUGCCUGAUGUCACUUUCACAACAAGCAGACCUUUAGGUCAUAAUCCAGUUAUACAGGUAUCUUUGGGAAGAGUGAUGAAGGCAAUAGUUGCAUUCAAAGGAAUGAUGAUUGAGUUUGUGGUAGUAAAAGCUCAUGCUGAGUCAAACGACUUGUGGACUGGGUCUCAAUAUAAAGUAUUUAGGAAAGUCACUGAAAACUGCCAUGCUGCGAUGUGUCAUUUCCAUUCCUCAACUAUGCCAGAGCUAGCAGUAAGAUCAUUUAUGCAUUGGUUCCACAGUUAUAUCACACUAUUCAGUGCUUCCUGCAAGAGAUGUGGAAAUCAUUUGCGCAGUAAUUCACCCCCGACAUGGAGAGAUGUACGGAAUUUGGAGCCUUACCAUGAAGAAUGCAAAUAA
Messenger RNA from Leptinotarsa decemlineata (Colorado potato beetle), 1128 nucleotides. RefSeq names its product mediator of RNA polymerase II transcription subunit 27. The record is from RefSeq and is a predicted model, not a curated record. Gene Ontology annotation, molecular function: transcription coactivator activity. Lineage: Eukaryota; Metazoa; Arthropoda; Insecta; Coleoptera; Chrysomelidae. Gene Ontology annotation, cellular component: mediator complex. Gene Ontology annotation, biological process: regulation of transcription by RNA polymerase II.